AUGGAGGAGUAUGAAGUUCGCUCGGCUGCUAGUAUCCUGGCCUCAGUGAAGGAGCAGGAGGCCCGUUUCGAACAGCUCACCCGUGCACUGGAGGAGGAGCGCCGUAAUGUCAACAUCCAGCUGGAGAGAGCCAACCUGCCUCCGCAGGCCAAUGCCACGGCCAACCAGCCCCACGCAUGGCAACAGAUGGUCAUGCAGAUACAACUCCCCCUCCCCCUCCCCCCGCCUCCGUCCGCCUCCGUCCGCCUCCGCCCGCCUCCGCCCGCCUCCGCCCGCCUCCGCCCGCCUCCGCCCGCCUCCGCCCGUCCUCCGCCGCCCGUGUCACGUGCACUGCGCUCGCCAUACCAUUUGCAGUUCUUUGAUAUUGUCUGCUGCGUCGGCUGA
Knipowitschia caucasica is the source of this 384-nucleotide messenger RNA. NCBI's taxonomy places the organism in Eukaryota, Metazoa, Chordata, Actinopteri, Gobiiformes, Gobiidae. The record is from the annotation of a GenBank genome assembly.